UUCUACUAGUGAUUCCUAUUGGACUCAAACAAGCACCUAUAAGGACAUCCUAAAGCGUAAACAUGGUUGAGUGGACAGACGCGGAGCGAUCUGCCAUCAUUGGCCUGUGGGGAAAACUCAACAUCGAUGAAAUCGGACCUCAGGCCUUAUCCAGGUGUCUGAUCGUGUAUCCCUGGACUCAGAGAUAUUUCUCAACUUUUGGCAACCUGUCAAGCCCCGCUGCAAUCAUGGGUAACGCCAAGGUGGCAGCUCAUGGGAGGACUGUGAUGGGAGGUUUGGAGAGAGCCAUCAAGAACAUGGACAACAUCAAGGCCACCUAUGCCCCGCUCAGUGUGAUGCACUCUGAGAAACUGCAUGUGGAUCCAGACAACUUCAAGCUUCUCGCUGAUUGUAUCACCGUGUGCGCUGCCAUGAAGUUCGGCCCCUCUGGUUUCACUGCUGACAUCCAGGAGGCUUGGCAGAAGUUUCUGAGCGUGGCCGUGUCCGCUCUGGGCAGACAGUACCACUAGAGUCUCAUCACCAAUGAACACCAGCUGUAGGCUACUGCAGAAGAUCGCACCCCGCAGAGUUGUUCACACAAAGAUCUAACUCUUAUACAAUAAGAUCAAUAAAAUAAUGCUAAAAGCAA
Molecule: messenger RNA, 628 nt
Organism: Pimephales promelas (fathead minnow)
Lineage: Eukaryota; Metazoa; Chordata; Actinopteri; Cypriniformes; Leuciscidae
Source: RefSeq, a predicted model, not a curated record